UACAGAUUAUGGAUUUUUUUCGCGCCGGCGCGAAUCGCGUUACCCUGCGGCUUCCUGGUAAUUUCACCGAAACUUAAUAAUUCUUUUGAUAAAAAUGACUGAGUGCAUAUAAAUAUAAUAAAACGGAACGGUAGAAUAGGAUAUCUAAAGUCUGAUGUGUUGUCACAUGUGUGGUACUACUGUGAAAAUAUUUUUAUACAAAUGCAAGUGUGAAAUUGUGUGCUAGUAUAUAUUCAAUAAUAUAAAUUAAAAAUGGGCUCGAUAGUAUUAAAAAGUUUGUCAAUUCUGUUAGGAGUUUUCUUUAUUUUCGUUGGUACGACAAAGCUGACCCCGGUUAUUUCAAAAGAAUUACAUAAAGAUUUGAGAAAAGAAUAUGUGAGAUACGCUAAAAUCUUUCCAUUAAGUGAGAUGUUAGACUUCAAGCUGCCGUCAAAAUGGUACAGAAGAACGGUCGGUGGACUUGAGAUCCUCUUCGGCUUGUGUUUAGCCCUCAUACCUAGUCAUAAAAUAAAGAAUGCUGCGAACAUCGGGCUAGUGCUGCUCAUGAUGCUGGCCGCCUACUCGCAUGUGAUGGUGGGAGACCCCUUCGACCGCUGCGCACCCGCACUCGUCUUCUUCUUCAUGCUCAGUGGUCGGCUUGUCGUUUGGUAUCAGACCAGUCGACGUGAAGCCCAAGAAAAUGCCGCAACCGCACAAAACGGCAAUGGCCUCAAACGUGACUGAGAUCUUUUCCCGGAAAAU
This is a messenger RNA of Papilio machaon (common yellow swallowtail), 741 nucleotides long. RefSeq names its product novel acetylcholine receptor chaperone. The transcript is spliced from 4 exons. Lineage: Eukaryota; Metazoa; Arthropoda; Insecta; Lepidoptera; Papilionidae. Gene Ontology annotation, cellular component: endoplasmic reticulum. Gene Ontology annotation, biological process: chaperone-mediated protein complex assembly; positive regulation of protein localization to cell surface. The record is from RefSeq and is a predicted model, not a curated record. The coding region runs from base 253 to 723 and encodes 156 amino acids.